UUUCACUUUCAUUUAGGCUACUUAGGAUCUGUUUUCAAUCGUAUCAUGAUUUUUCUGUGUAAAUAAUUUAUUUGUGAAACCAGAAUUCAACAUGUCACAAACAGAGUAUGCAAAUGUCCAUCAAUCUUGUAAAGACAUCAUUAUGGUGCUGCUGGGCAUAAACAGCGAAGACAAGUGUACGAUAGGCAAUGCAAUUGUCCAAGAAGAUUGCUUUGAUGCUGAAAAUGAAAUGCGGGCAAAGCUGAAACAAGUAGAUGAUCAAUUAGUCUACGUUAUCAACACUCCAGAUAAAUUAGAGUGGCUGAACUCAAAAUCAAAAGACCCCAGAGAAGAGCUGAAGCCAUCAUAUCCAGGUCCACGUGUGUUUCUCUUGGUACUGCAGGAGGACAAGCUGACACAAAAAGAAGCAGAGUUGUUUCGCCAACUGAAAGUGAGAUUUGGAGAGACAAUGGUAGAAAACACAAUCAUUGUGCUGAUUAGUGAAAGAGGGGAAAGUUUUAAAGAGCUAUAUGAGCGAGCUGAUGAGAAACUCAAAAAACUUGUGGAUGAGUGCAGAAAUAGAGUUUGUGUUCACAAGAAAGAUAAAGGCAUAAAUAAUACUGAGCUCAUCAAACAGAUAAUGGAGAUAUGUGAUCAAAUGCAGAAGCUGGAUCACGAAUCAACCAACACUGCAUCUGAUGAUGACAACCUGUAUAAGAAUGUUGCCAACACUGAACUGAUGAAGCAGAUGGAUGAAAACAAAGAGGAAAAUGUCCAGGCAUCUUCAGGUGACUACAUCACAAUGGUGUUGCUGGGAAAGAACAACAAAUGCAAAUGUCUGAUAGGAAACAUCAUUUUUGGGAAAGAAAAAUUUCAUUCAGAAGAAGUCACUUGUGAGACAAACAUGGGGAAAGUGGCCAAUGAAAGUGUUUCUAUCAUCAAAACUCCAUACCCUUUCAAUUCAGAUCCAAUGAUUGACAGCAUAGAGCUGUUGAAGCCAUCAUACGCAGGUCCUCGUGUAUUCCUCUUGAUACUGAAAGAAAAUAAAGUGUCUCCUGAAGAGAAAGAGAUGUUUACCCAACUGAAGCAAAGGUUUGGGGAACAAAUGGUGGGAAAUACAAUUGUGUUAUGUAACAAAGAAAUGAAGCUGUCUUCAGGAUCAAUGGACAAAUCUAGUGUGACCUUCAAACGUGUCUCUCAUAAACAGCUUCUAGAAGAGUGUGGUAACAGAUUUUACCUUUACAACAAACAAACAACAAAAAAUGAACUUGUCAAACAACUGAUGUACUACACAAAGAUAAUUAUGGAGAAGAAUCGGGCUUCUCAAUCUGUAGAAGAAAGGACAUACAAUAAUAUUUCUCCUGCAAAUAUUUAUAUGAAGACCAUGCUAACACCAGCACUAAAUAUAAUAUCAGCAGAGGAAAUAGUUCAGCAAUCUCGUAAAGUCAUCACAAUGGUACUGGUGGGAAUAAACAGCGAAGACAAGUGUAUGAUAGGCAAUGCAAUUCUCCAAGAAGAUUGCUUUGAUGCUGAAAAAGAAAUGGAUAUAUGGCUGAAACAAGGAGAUGAUCAAUCAAUCUGCAUUAUCAACACCCCAGAUCAUUUUCAUUUGCUGACUCCAAAAUCAAAAGCGACGAGAGAAGAGCUGAACCCAUCAUAUGCAGGUCCACGGGUGUUUCUCUUGGUACUGCAGGAGGUCACGCGGACACAAACAGAAGUAGGGAUGUUCAAACAACUAAAAGCGAGAUUUGGAGAGACAAUGGUGGAAAACACAGUCAUUGUGCUGGUUAGUCAUAGAGAUGAAAGUUUAGGGCUAUAUGAGCGAGCUGAUGAGAAACUCAAACAACUUCUGCAUGAGUGCAGAAAGAGAGUUUGUAUACACAAGAAGAAUAAAGGGAUAAAUGAUACUGAGCUCAUCAAACAGAUAAUGAGAACAUGGGAUGAAAUGCAGAAGCAGGAUUAUGAAUCAACCAGCAUUGCAUCUGAUGAUGACAACAUGUCUGAAAUGAUUGAAGACACUGAACCGAUGGAGCAGGAGCUUAAGUGUACAGAGGAAAAUGUUCGGGCAUCUUCAGGUCAAUACACGACUGUCAUGUUGCUGGGAAAGAGCAACAAAUGCAAAUGUCUGAUAGGAAACAUCAUCAUUGAAACAGAGCCAUUUCGUCAAGAAAUCAUCAAAUGUGAGAUAAAUAUGGGGAAAGUAGAAGAUGAGAAUGUUGUCAUCAUCAAAACUCCAUACCCUUUCAACUCAGAUCCAAUAACAGACAGCAUAGAGAUGUUGAAUCCAUCAUAUACAGGAUCUCAUGUUUUCCUCCUGGUAUUGAAAGAAAAUAAGGUGUCUUCAAAGGAGUUAGAGAUGUUUAACCAACUGAAGCAGAGGUUUGGAGAACAAAUGGUGGAAAACACAAUUGUGUUGUGUAACACUGAAACAAAGAUGUCUGCAAGUUUAAAGGAAAUAACUUUUAAAAAUGACUCUCAUAAACAGCUUCUAGAAGAGUGUGGAAACAGAGUUUGCUUUUAUAACAAACAGACAACAAAAGGUGAAUUGGUCAAACAUUUAAAGGGCCACAUAAAGGAAAUUAUGGAGAAGAAUCAGGCUUCUCAAUCUGAACAAGGUGGCACAAGGUAG
Messenger RNA from Paramisgurnus dabryanus, 2608 nucleotides. RefSeq names its product GTPase IMAP family member 8-like. NCBI's taxonomy places the organism in Eukaryota, Metazoa, Chordata, Actinopteri, Cypriniformes, Cobitidae. The record is from RefSeq and is a predicted model, not a curated record. Gene Ontology annotation, molecular function: GTP binding.